Messenger RNA from Zingiber officinale, 1568 nucleotides. RefSeq names its product 2-alkenal reductase (NADP(+)-dependent)-like. The coding region runs from base 363 to 1490 and encodes 375 amino acids. Lineage: Eukaryota; Viridiplantae; Streptophyta; Magnoliopsida; Zingiberales; Zingiberaceae. The record is from RefSeq and is a predicted model, not a curated record. Gene Ontology annotation, molecular function: oxidoreductase activity, acting on the CH-CH group of donors, NAD or NADP as acceptor. The transcript is spliced from 3 exons.
AUGAGAUGGCCGGAGUGUCGAGUAAUGGAUAGAUGGGAUGGAAAUGAAUGGUGUCAGUGGUAAUGGAGGAAUGGUCUAAAUUCAUCGGAGUUCAUGGAAAUUAUGGGUGAAGAUAGUGGUGUUACCUGAGCCAUUUAAUAUGUCUGGAAAUAUUUUUAAUUUUGACGGAUGAAAAAGCAAGUUUAAGUUCACGUUAUCUUGCUUUUCCUCUUCGUGCGAUUAUUCUUCCAUAAUUUUUCUCUCUUCCUCUGCUCUCCGCUGGAAGACAACGGCGGCGUAGCUCCGGUGCGGAAUUUCUUCAUAAGAACCAUCGAUCCGCCAGGGAGAGUUUACAGAGACCGCGAUCGAGCGCGCCGUGGACAAUGGAAGUGGUAAACAAGUACGUCUCCCUCAAGCACCACGUCGACGGCUACCCGUCGGAAUCCGACUUCGAGCUCGCCACCACGCCGCUGCAGCCCGCCCCCGGAUCCGGCGAAGUCAUCGUCAAGAACCUUUUCCUCUCCGUCGACCCCUACCAGCUCAACCGAAUGAAGCGCUACAGCUCGUCUCACACGGCCAUCACAGCCGCCUCCAAAAUCGAGCCCGGGCAGAGGAUCGACGCGUGCGGGGUGGGGAAGGUUGUGGCCUCUGGGAGGGCGGAGCUGGAAGAGGGUGAUGUGGUGGCCGGAUUGCUGGGGUGGGAGCAAUACACGGUGGUCCGGCCGGGGACCGUCUUGAUGAAGGUGGACGCGAAGGAUCUCCCUAUUUCGUACUACGCCAGCGUUUUGGGUGAGUACUCUCUCCAUCUGCACCAGAUUAAAGAACAUAAGAAGGAUGCACAGAUCGACGCCAUGAUUUUUUUGACGACUGCUACAGGACCGAGUGGGUUGACAGCGUUCGCCGGUUUCUACGACGUUUGCAAGCCGAAGAAGGGGGAGAAGGUCUUCAUCUCGGCGGCGUCGGGUUCAGUCGGGAGCUUGGUCGGCCAGUACGCCAAGCUCUCCGGCUGUUAUGUCGUCGGAUGCGCCGGGAGCAAGCAAAAGGUGGAUCUGCUAAAAGGCAAGCUCGGAUUCGACGACGCGUUCAACUACAAGGAAGAAGCCGAUCUCAAGUCUGCUCUGAGAAGGUACUUUCCCGAAGGAAUCGACAUCUACUUCGACAACGUCGGCGCCGCCAUGUUGGAGGCAGCAGUGGCCAACAUGAACUCGUUCGGCAGGGUGGCAGUGUGCGGGGCGAUAUCGGAGUACACGAACGCCGGCGAGAGAGCGGCGCCGGACCUGAUUGAUAUAAUCUACAAGCGCAUCACGCUGCGUGGGUUAUUGUCCGUGGACUACCUCCACUUGCACGAACAGUUCUCGGCCGCCACCUCGGACCACCUUCGCCGUGGCAGAAUGAUUGCGCUAGAAGACGUAUCCGUCGGCAUCGAGAGCGUGCCGACGGCAUUUGUGGGGCUCUUCAGAGGUGAUAACGUAGGGAAGAAGCUCGUACGGGUGGGUGAAUUAGAAGGCUGAGCUUUAACUACUGAAAAUCCAUGUGUGUGUUGUUUUAAUUUCAAUCAAAUCUAUAAUAAUACUUUCGAUGGAACGUCA